GCAGAGAAAAAAAUUAGAAGACGAUGUAACUUUCUCGUGGAACAUUGGGGAAAUAGCACCUCUUGAGCGAUUGCCAGACCUGUGUUCAGGAAAACGGAGAAUCGCCCCGUGGAGUAAGAUAGGAUGCAGCCACGAUGCCUAAACCCCUCCUUCCUGCCCGGAAGAAGCGUUCCUUACCAGGACUUUAUACUGCGGAGAAAGGCCCACGAUUCUCCGCACACAUGUUACAUAACAGGGUCUACACUUUGACGACGCCUCAAGGUUAGGUCAAAUUAUACCAUUACGGUCGAAUUAACAUUGUCUCUGCAACUAGAUAUUCUCACAUACAACCUUACCAGAAUAAAAGCUCAAUAUGGGGAAAAGAGCAGCUUUCAUCACAGGCGGAGUCUCGGGAAUGGGCCUUGCUGUCGCCGAAUCGUUAGCCUCUCGUCCUGAUGAAGAAUGGGACCUCCACCUGGUUGAUCUCAACGAAACGGCCGGCAAGACGGUCGUCUCAUCACUCAAAAACGCACACUUCCACAAGACCAAUGUGACCGACUACAAAAGCCUCAUCUCAGCCUUUGAGUCUGCUUUCUCAACAUCUGGUCGUAUAGACUUCGUCUUCGCAAAUGCCGGGAUCGUCGAGCGCGACAACUUCUACGAGAAACAUGAUCUGAGCAAGCCACCACCAGAACCGAAUCAACUGUCGAUCGACAUCAAUCUCAAGGCUGUGGUGAACACAUGCUAUGCGGCGCUCCACUACUUCCGCAAGUCGCCAAAGCAAGACGGCCCGAGUCCCGUGCUAGUCAUGACCGCAAGUUGUGGUGGCUUAUACCCCUCGGAAUUUUGUCCCAUGUAUUCCGCAGCAAAAGCAGCCGUCAUCCAGUUCAACAAAGCUAUUUCAUUCUCGUACCACCUUGACGGGAUCCGAACAUAUGCGACAGCGCCAGGAACAAUCAAAACCAAUUUGAUGACUGGUGAGGAGUGGAAGAGCUUCCCGGAGCAGUACUUUACGCCGAUGUCGACGCUCGUCAAGGCCGUCACGCAUGUGAUCGACGGAGGCGACCUGGAGGACUCCACGGGCAAGAAGAUCAAGGCUGAAGAGGCGUUUGGCCUAACGGUGGAGGUGAAUAGGGAUAACUUUUACUUCAGAGAGAAGAAUAAGUUUUGUGACGCGGAGAUGGAGGCUAUGAUGAAGUUUACGUCGAUGGAGAACCAGUUGGCGAGGAUUGAAAAGUCAAAGGCGCAGACAAAUGGGUCAUAG
Molecule: messenger RNA, 1243 nt
Organism: Paraphaeosphaeria sporulosa
Lineage: Eukaryota; Fungi; Ascomycota; Dothideomycetes; Pleosporales; Didymosphaeriaceae
Product: NAD(P)-binding protein
Exons: 1
Coding region: 353-1243 (296 amino acids)
Cellular component (GO): cytoplasm
Molecular function (GO): oxidoreductase activity, acting on the CH-OH group of donors, NAD or NADP as acceptor
Source: RefSeq, a predicted model, not a curated record